CAAAAAAAAAAGAUUUUGAAAUUAGAGUGUACAGAGCGCGCGAAAUUCAAAAAGUCACCUUACUUUUUGAUCACACCUCGUAUAAAAUAUUAUGUACUUUUAACUAUAAGUACUUACGCUUCAUAUUUACAAGUUUUUCCUGCUUUGCCUGUCAUUUCAUUAUUGCUCAUCAUAUUUUUGUAGGAAUGUUCCAACGAUUUUAUUUUAUUUUUUACUUGUAACGAAGUAACAGGGUAAUCAUUAAGAUUCAUUCUUUGUGCAACAUGUUUCCAUAAUAUUUUAUACGUUUUUAUUUUCCUUGUAGAUACUUGAUCUUUCAUGUCCUUGUAAAUGUUUAACAACAAUUUUGUUGAUGCAUCAUUCCAAAAGAUUGAUGAAGUUAUACUUAUAGCAGUUCCAUUUGAACCAUUUUGAUCAAUUUCAUCAUUUUGCUUAAUUUCAUCAUUUUCAUUAUUUUGAUUUUGUUGUUCAUUAUUAUAUGUUUCUUUUCUUGUCUUAGAUAGGUCUACGCAAAUUUGAGUUCCAUCAAAAAUAAAAUUUAUAGUAUCAGAAGAAAAAUUUAUUUCCUUUAGAAAUUUCAACUGUCUUCCAUCUAGACAAAAAAUGUUAGAAGAUAAAUAGGUUCAUUUUAGAAACUCGCUUAUAAAAAUGUCAACACGCUUUUUUGUCAUUCUAAUCUUUUUCUAUUGAACGACAAAGAUAAUAAAAAAAUGAGCUAACAUCUUUAUAAGCGCGUCUAAAAUAAGACAAUUUAAAGCUAUUUUCAAAAUGUUUUAUUUAAUUAGACUAUUCAAAUUAAUGUGUUAAUUCUUUUGUUAAUUUUUAAAGAUAUAAAAACAGAAAAUUAAAUUAAACAUCCUGUUAUUGAUAUUAUAUAUACAGCCAUUGACAAAAUUAUUAGGCACCCUUGCUUUUUCUAAUUUCUUAUAACUGUAUGUGCGUAAGCUAAAAAAUAAGUCAUAAAAAAUAAUGGUGGAUAAAAUAAUUUCUCAAAGUUUUAAAUUUAAUAAUAGAUUCCACAUAUUUUAAAUUUAAUAAUACUUGUUAUAAACAGAUCUUCGGUCUGCCGAUGGGAUCACCGUUGUCUCCUAUCUUGGCGGAUUUGGUCAUGCAGGAUUUGGAGUGCAAGGCGUUAAAACUUCUUUCUUAUCAUCUAUCUUUUUACUGCAGAUAUGUAGACGACAUUAUAUUAGCAGCCCCGGCUAAAUCGCUAUCGGACAUCCUUGACACGUUUAAUUCCUUGCAUGAACGUUUACAAUUUACCAUGGAGAGAGAGAUCGAGGGGAAAAUCAGUUUUCUUGAUGUUAUGCUUAUAAAUGUGAAUAAUAGAAUUAUUUUUGAUCAAUACAGCAAACCAACUUUCUCAGGAAGAUACUUAAAUUUUUUCUCACACCAUCCCCUGUGUCAUAAAAAGGGUAUUAUUUUUGGUAUGGUUGACAAAUUACUGUUAUUAUCACAUCCUCAAUUCCACCACUCAAACACCUUUUUUAUAAAGAUGACACCUGCGUGGAUGAUAAACGUGUGAGAAGAUUUUUUAUGAUCCCUUACAUCGAGUCUGUAUCAGAAAAAUUUUCAUCUUUCUCAUGUAAGUUUAACUGCAGUGUUGCGUUCACAAUCCCUUCCAAACUGAACAAAUUUAUAACUACUGGCAAAGACCAUACAGAGCG
This is a messenger RNA of Solenopsis invicta (red fire ant), 1667 nucleotides long. RefSeq lists its product as uncharacterized. Bases 1070 to 1525 code for a protein of 151 amino acids. The transcript is spliced from 2 exons. The record is from RefSeq and is a predicted model, not a curated record. NCBI's taxonomy places the organism in Eukaryota, Metazoa, Arthropoda, Insecta, Hymenoptera, Formicidae.